UGCGGAAAAACAGCCGUGGAAGCAGCAACCGCGGCCGCCCCGCGGGCCUCUCGGUUUGCACGAAGCCCCGCCGCAGGGUCUUCCCGCGCUGGCUCGCGUCCUCGCCGCAGCCCCGCUUUGGCACGGCGGGGAGACGGGGGCGGAGGUGACUUGCCCGGAUUUGACCCGGGUUUGAAGAGCCAGGACGGCCUCCUUUCCCCACUCUGUCCUGCGAGGCAGGGCUGGAGUGGGAGGAGGAGGACACCCCGGAGACACCCCCCGGAUCGGCCUGUGGGGGUGUCGAUCGGCUGAACCUGAUCUGGCCCCCCUCGCCGCAGGCAGCUUUCCUUAGCGAACUCCCAGCCUGAGCGGAGGCUCCUGCCCGGGGGACGGGAGGGGAAGCCAAACAGUGGGAGGAACGUUGAGGCUGGGGACUCUGGGCAGCGCUUACUUCUCGCCAGGCCCCUGGGUUGACACCCUGACUCGGGGGCCUGGUGGGCCUGGGGCGGCCUCGGGAGCCCUUUCCAGUCCACCGUGGCCGAGCUGUAGCAAGGCCUGACCUGUAGGCGGCGCUGCGGGCCCGCUCACCUGAUGAAACUAGAAAAGUCCAGCUCAAUUGCCUGGAAGCAGGGAACGUCGUUGACUGUUUCUGAGAGUCAGCCGGGUCCUUGUUCAGCACCUCGCACAGUGCCUGCUUACUGAUUCAUACAUCUGCUCUAGGCAUCGAUGACAAGUGCCAGCCUGCCUCCUACGUAUUCACAUCCUUCUCUCAUCACUGGUGUGGCAGAGUUUCUGCUGUGGAGUCAUACUGCCUUUGAACACGUUGUGCCUAUUACUAAGCCGCCUGACCUCCGCCAGCACACCUCUUGAGAGUUUCAGUCUUGUCAUCCGUCAAAUGGGGACAUAAAGCCUACCUAUGAAGGUUGUGGUGAGAGUUAUAAUGGGAUAAUGGGUGUAGCCUGGACUCCCGUUAACAGAGCUGAACAUGUUUAAAAAGCCUUUGUCUCCUCUGCUUUCAUCCUUUAGAAACUAGAUCACGAAAUCUCAUCUACUUUCGAGUAUCAGUGCCUUCUGAUUUUCCUCCACAAAACCAUUCGUCUUGUAAGUGGAGCCUAUUGGUCCAUCUCUGAUGAUCAGAAAGUCAACUUUCUUUUAUUUUUAGAUAGGGUUCCAUCAUGUAGCUCACGUCUCCCUUGUUGAUCCUUCUGUCUCUGCCUCCGGAGUGCUGGGAUUACAGGAAUGAACCACUAUGCCCAAUUUUGCUUUUUUUUUUUUUUUUGAGACAGGGUUUCUCUGUGUAGCUUUGACUGUCCAGGAACUUGCUCUGUAGGCCAGGCUGAACUUACAGAUAUCUAUCUGCCUUCAAAGGCUGGGAUUAAAGAUGUGCACCACCACCGCCUGGCUAAAGGAUUAUUAUUAUAAAGACAAUAACUCACAUUUAUUCAAAAGUAUGUACUAGAGGCAUGAAGGUGUGGCUCCACAGAGGAGCGCUAUCUAGCAUGCAUAAGACCCAGAUUUGCCAGCCUGGUUUCCAGUACUAAAAACAAAAGUACUAAAUACUACAGUGCAGAUGCCGAGAAAAACAAGAUUACUGAGUUAAUUGACAUUUCCACAACUUAAUGCAGUCAAAGGAAGACGUUGUGUGACCUUGAUAAUCAGUUUUACCUUUCUGAAGUGUCCUCACUUUGUACAUGUGGCUGGUAAUAAAUACAGUCCAUUAACCAGAAGGAAGGCUUAAGGCUUGUAAAUACAAUAAUGAGGCUCAGGGAGUUUGGAAAACAGGGCUAAGAAGAGGUUGACAUUGUGGAGGGAUGGGCAGGAUGCCACUCAUCAGGGCUGAAGAAGGCUUUUGGAGUAAGUGGACUCUUGAAGGCUUCAUUCAGGCCACAAACAGGAUGAAGGCAGUAAAGGCUCCAUGUGGCUUCAGUGGGUAGAACUUGUAGAGGAGUAGUGAAAAGUUGAAGGAUUAUGGGUGUGACAGAUAAGACUGAAGAGGUGGGCUGAAACAUUUCUUGGCUAACUUCUUCAAUAGCUGAUGCAAUAGUACUGAAAAAAUGUGACCUGGCUAUCAACAUUAUAGUUAUUUCUGCUUGUGUGUCUGUUGGUGCUAGGAACAGAACCCAAGGCCUUGGGAUCCUGAGUAAACACUAUAACACUAAGGUCCAUCUCCAGCCCACAGAGUAUAUAUUUUUAAAGAGAAAACUGAGUCUGAUGUAGAGUUGUUUAGAUAGUCAGUGACCAAGAGUAUAUUGCUGGAAAGACAUUGUUCUAGGUGGCAUAAGGCAGGGAGGAAAAGAUGUCAAAAUGCAGACAUCGCCCCCAACAAGUUUAUAAUAAAAAAUUUCAGAUAAGACAAAUACACAGAAAAUGAAAAUACAAGAUAGAGUAUGAAAAGUAUUACGAUGCGGAGAGAAAGGCCCAGCCCAAGAGCUCAGAGAGCUCAGGAGGAGGUGGGGGAACUCCCUUCCCCUCAGAAGCUAGAGAGGUAUUAGAUAAAGUCAGAUCAGCUUUGGCAUCAUAAACCUAAACUCAGACUAUUUCAGGGAGAAAAUGAAAGAACUAGUCAGCAACAGCCCUAUCCAGUACUUCUUGACCAGAAUAAAGAGAAAUUUUACUUGAAACAGAGAGAGAGAGAGAGAGAGAGAGAGAGAGAGAGAGAGGCCUGAAGAAAAACUGAAGGACAGGAUUACUAGAAGUGACUGGGUAGAUCAAGAUAAGGAUGCUGAGGGGUUGGAAGAGGCAAUCUCCUAGCAAAAGGAGGGGUGAGUGCCGGGAAGUGAUGAGGGUGGCUAGAGAAAAGAGGGGUAAACACAGAAACUUAGGGAGUGGAAGGAAAAAGGAGUCCCCAGCCAAAUACCCGAGUUAACCAAGUUUCCAGGAGGGCCGGAAGAGUGGAAGACACCCAGGCAGAGCACGAGAGGGGAAACUGUAGCAAUAAGGACUGAGAUUAAAUUUGAGAUUUGCCAAGGGUAUUUCAAGGGAGGGCAUUUCCAGAGACACUGCCAAUAAGGUGAUUUCCUCGGUCUAGUGCUUCGGAAGGUGCAGCUCUCUCAAGGCCUGAGGGGACGGGGUGUGGCUCUUGGCCUUCCAAUUGUGGUAUUUGAUCUAUAAUUAGAACAACUGGAUGUGGUUAGGGCUCUCUGCAGCCCUGACCAGUCCCUCCAGGAGCUGGAAAGCUGGAGAACUUACUGGGAAGGGAUUUCACACCUGGCAGUCUGGCCCAGCCCCGUGAAGUCCCGUUUCAUCACGCAGCCCUAAUGACUCCCUGGGCUGUCACUCUCAACUGGUAUUGCCAGAGAUCUGACUAACCCCGUCUUGCAAAAGUUUGCAGCAUCCGUGCGAGGACAACUACAGCUCCCAGAGUUCCCAGUCGCCUCUCGAUGCUGAUUGGAGGGACGGUUGGCUCCAGAGGGAGGUGUCGGCCCCGCCUCCCCGCGAAACAGGCAUCUGAUUGGCUGCUCCGCGGGGCUUUUGUGUCCCCGCCCUCCUCCAGGGACCGCAGCGGGCUGACAGAGCCCGGCGAGCGCUGGCAGUUCCGCGGUGGGGAUGCUGAGGAGCGCCGGCUUCGCGAGCAGCGCUGGCCACUGCGGACUUCCGAGGCACUCCGCGCUUUGAAAACCCCUGCGCCGCGGCGAACCCCAGGCCUCUGAGGCCGGCCUCAGUUCCCCAAGCUGGGCUAGAAGGAGCGUCCUGCGCGGCAGCGCCGGUUCUCGGCAUCCCGAGAGACAGCCCGGGCUUCUCGAGCUUCCCCGGCGACCCCUAGUCCCGGCCUCAUCGCGCCCGGCCGCCUCUGACCCCUUCGGGUGCCCCGGACGCGGACGAGCCGCGGCUGGGUCCUGGCGCACACCAUGAUCGUUGCGGACUCCGAGUGCCGUGCAGAGAUCAAGGGCUACCUGCCGUUCGCCAGAGGCGACGUCGCCGACCCCGGGACCCGAGAGGAGCAUCGGGAAGGCCGGGCUCGGCGAGGCCCUCGAGGGCCCAGCGCCUUCAUCCCAGUGGAGGAGAUCCUUCAGGAGGGAGCCGAGAGCCUGGAGCAGCACCUGGGGCUAGAGGCUCUGAUGUCUUCAGGGCGGGUGGACAACCUGGCGGUGGUGAUGGGGCUACACCCCGACUACCUUAGCAGCUUUUGGCGCCUGCACUACCUGCUGCUGCGGACAGACGGACCACUGGCCAGCUCCUGGCGCCACUACAUUGCCAUCAUGGCUGCUGCCCGACACCAGUGUUCUUACCUGGUGGGUUCCCACAUGACUGAGUUCCUGCAGACUGGCGGUGACCCCGAGUGGCUGCUGGGCCUCCACCGGGCCCCUGAAAAGCUACGCAAACUCAGCGAGAUCAACAAGUUACUGGCACAUCGGCCGUGGCUCAUCACCAAGGAGCAUAUCCAGGCCUUACUGAAGACUGGAGAACACAGCUGGUCCCUGGCCGAACUCAUCCAGGCGCUGGUCCUGCUUACCCACUGCCAUUCUCUGGCCUCCUUUGUGUUUGGCUGUGGAAUACUUCCUGAAGGAGAUGCAGAGGGCAGCCCCUCCUCACAGGCACCCUCGCCCCCCAGUGAGCAAGGCAGCCCGCCAAGUGGGGACCCACUGAACAACUCUGGGGGCUUUGAAGCCGCCCGUGACGUGGAAGCUCUGAUGGAACGCAUGAGGCAGCUGCAAGAGAGCCUGCUGCGGGACGAGGGGGCUUCCCAGGAGGAAAUGGAGAACCGUUUUGAGCUGGAGAAGUCAGAAAGCCUGCUGGUGACCCCCUCAGCUGAUAUCCUGGAGCCCUCUCCACACCCAGACAUCCUAUGCUUUGUGGAAGACCCCUCUUUUGGAUAUGAAGACUUCACUCGUCGAGGGACUCAGGCCCCCCCGACCUUCCGUGCCCAGGACUAUACCUGGGAAGACCAUGGCUACUCACUGAUCCAGCGGCUCUACCCUGAGGGAGGACAGCUGCUGGACGAGAAGUUUCAGGUGGCCUACAGCCUCACCUAUAACACCAUCGCCAUGCACAGUGGCGUGGACACCUCCAUGCUCCGCAGGGCCAUCUGGAACUACAUCCACUGUGUCUUUGGCAUUAGAUAUGAUGACUAUGAUUAUGGGGAAGUAAACCAGCUCCUGGAAAGGAACCUCAAAAUUUAUAUCAAGACCGUGGCUUGUUACCCAGAGAAGACAACCCGCAGAAUGUACAAUCUUUUCUGGAGGCACUUUCGCCACUCAGAGAAGGUUCACGUGAACUUGCUGCUCCUUGAGGCCCGCAUGCAAGCGGCCCUGCUCUACGCCCUCCGGGCUAUCACCCGCUACAUGACCUGACUCCCUCGCGCGCAGGACCAGCACCCGGAGCAGCUGACCCUGGGGCACCGUCCUCUCUGCCAGGACUUCUGGGUCUGGAGACAGAUCCAGGACCCUUUCUGUCUCGUGUCCAUCCACCGAUUGCUGGGGCGGGCAUGUGUGUGGUGUGAGGCCCCCAAGGCAAGCCACACCUUCCUUUCCCUCACUGGACUGGAUAGGAUCGUUGCACUGACUUUGGGGUCUCAGCUCUGCUCCUGGAGUGGAGGGGAAGAAAGCUAGGAAAGCCCAAGGGGCCAUGACCCUUUUUCUUUCCCUGCUCCCAUUAGCAGAUGAAGGCUACAGAGCUAAGGUCAGACUUACAUGCUGGCAGGCUGGACCCCAGGAACCACGAGUGCGAGUGCUGACUUCCUGGACUGGGACGCUCCUGGCUGCCAGUGUAGAAGAGGAGCAAAGACUCCCAGGGACUAACACUCCAGGAAAGCUUGCCUUCCCUCCCUCCUCAUUCUUUAAGUUCAUCACCUCCCACCUGCCUUCCACCCAUCAAUGUGAAAGUUGGACUCACAGCUGGUCUGUGUGCCCAGUUUCCCCAAAGCCUGUCCUGUUGGGCAGCCUGUUCUCUGGUUGCCUGAGUACUGGUUCAGUUCUUUUGUCUCCUUUGCCCUCAUACCCUUUUCUCCCAUGCCUGGGAGAGGGGCCAAGCAUAUCCAAAGAACACGCUGUCUCUGGAGAGUCGGGGCCCGUGUCGGUUCCUCUGGUGUCUGAAGAGUAAGGAAUAAUGGCUGAUGAGUUCUGUAUUUGGGUCUUGAGGGCCUCACUAUGGAGCCAGAGUCAAGGCCUAGGAGGGAGGAGAUCCUGUUCCAGACUGUACUGACAUGCAGAGGCUGGCAUCCCAUUCUCCUGACCCCUUGGGCUCUGCCAAGACUGCUUGCCAAAAAAAAAAAAAAAGGUGGCACCAGGACCAACCUGGUAAAAGGCAUAUACCAAGGUUCUCUUUCUUUCUCUUGAUAUGUGGCCACACCCCUUGGACCUCAUGGUCGCAGACUGAGGGGUUGGCUUAAGUUUCUCAAGGUUUGACACUCUGGGCUCUCAGGCCGAACUGUCAACAGCAGGCUGGUUCUCUUGCAAGACCUUGAAGGCCUCUGGGGGCCUUAUUCUACGUCAGCCUUUCCUGGCUGCCUUCCAAGGGCCACCACCCCCAGCCCAGUGUCCACCAGUCCCCUCUCCUGGAUUUAAUGGAUUAGUUGGCAGCAGCAGUCAAGACUGACAAGCACUUUGCAUAGCAAACAACUGUGAAUUCUGACUUCCCUUUCCCUUCCGCCAGCAGUAGGUACCUCCUCUCAGACCGGCCCAGAGGCAUCUGAGAAAAUCCACGACACCCUGCUGAUGUUUUCCACUCUCCACCCUUGGGCCAGGCACAACAGGCGCCUGGCCAGUGUGCCACAUUUCAUACCCUCAUACCUGUGCAGGCACGGGAAGCAACUAGUACCCCCUCCAGGCCUGAAAUCCCUCCCUGCAGUGAAGGUGGGCAAGAGGGGAGGGCCCCCCCAGCAUGGGAGUAAGUUCUAGAGGGGACGGGAUGACGCCAACAGCGUCCCCUGGGUGGGUGGGAAGGGCAUCCAGUGUUAAAGUGCAGAAACCUUUGAUGUUGUGAGCAUUUCUAGGUAAUAGAAAUAAAGGUUCGCUGAGGUUUGUUUUGUAGUCCUUGUUAAUGGGAUGUUUGUCUAUUUCCCGAAGGUCAGAGUUCACAUCCUAGUAUAAACCAGAAGCAGUGGUUGCGUCAUGGACUUGACCUCAUGGCCUCUGCCCUGCCUGUACCUGUGCCCAGUGAUUGCAAGACUGGGGGUUGCUAGCAUUGGACGUCAACUGGGACAAGGCUAAGGCGCAAUCCAGAGUUUGCCUCGUGUGUGCAGUCCUGGGCUUGAUCCCUGACACCACAAAACAAAGUCUGCCAUUGCUUGGCUGACAGCCCCGCCACCCAUUUGGCAUGUCUGGUACUGUGGACUAAUAAAGGGCAGUGUUGUUUUCUGACCA
Meriones unguiculatus (Mongolian gerbil) is the source of this 7280-nucleotide messenger RNA. RefSeq names its product sestrin 2 (gene Sesn2). Gene Ontology annotation, cellular component: nucleus. The record is from RefSeq and is a predicted model, not a curated record. Lineage: Eukaryota; Metazoa; Chordata; Mammalia; Rodentia; Muridae. Bases 3828 to 5270 code for a protein of 480 amino acids. The transcript has 12 exons. Gene Ontology annotation, molecular function: oxidoreductase activity, acting on peroxide as acceptor; L-leucine binding. Gene Ontology annotation, biological process: cellular response to leucine starvation; positive regulation of macroautophagy; negative regulation of TORC1 signaling.